Molecule: messenger RNA, 2588 nt
Organism: Sebastes umbrosus (honeycomb rockfish)
Lineage: Eukaryota; Metazoa; Chordata; Actinopteri; Perciformes; Sebastidae
Gene: zbtb2b
Product: zinc finger and BTB domain containing 2b
Exons: 3
Coding region: 233-1786 (517 amino acids)
Biological process (GO): regulation of transcription by RNA polymerase II
Cellular component (GO): nucleus
Molecular function (GO): protein binding; DNA-binding transcription factor activity, RNA polymerase II-specific; RNA polymerase II cis-regulatory region sequence-specific DNA binding
Source: RefSeq, a predicted model, not a curated record
AGUCAGUCAUGUGAUUGUAACGUAAAACCCCUAACCGGAAAACAACGACGGACGGACGACCCCUCUCCUCUCCGUCCGCCGCCAACGAACGUUAGCACAGGGGGGAAACAGUACAAGCGAGACCCAGAGAGAGGACGGACGGACGGACGAGAGGAGAGUCGUCGUCGUCCCCGGUAACAAACAAAACAACACGGCGACACAAACUACCACCAGCGGAGGAGCAGGUUGAAGAAUGGAGUUGGCCAACCAUGGUCUUAUCCUGCUGCAGCAGCUUAACGCUCAGAGGGAGUUUGGCUUCCUGUGCGACUGCACCGUGGCUAUCGGAGAUGUCUUCUUCAAAGCCCACAAGGCUGUCCUCGCCGCCUUCUCCAACUACUUCAGAAUGCUCUUCAUUCAUCAGGACAGUGACUGCGUGCGCCUGAAGGCCGCUGACAUACAGCCAGAUAUCUUCAGCUACCUCCUCAACCUGAUGUACACGGGCAAGCUCGCACCCCAGUUGAUAGACCCCGCACGGCUGGAGCAGGGGGUCAGAUUCCUGCACGCUUAUCCGCUCUUGCAGGAGGCCAGCCAGUCCGUGUAUUCACACGCCGAGCAGCACAGCGUCAACCUCUCCACCUCCCUCUACGGCAUCCAGAUCUCCGACCAACAGGUAGGGCUGGCGGCUAGACGGCAGGUCUCCUCACCUUUUGACAUGGAGCAGCUGAGCUCGGAGGGGAAGUAUCCGUCCACGCCAUCCGUCACAGCUUCAUAUGCUAAUUCCUUACUGUCCAAGCUAGCUUCUUCACCGCCAGACGCGGAGGCUUCCACCAGCGGCACCAAGCCUACACUCGAGGAGGGGGGAAUGGACUUGCUAAGUGCAGACGUUUCCUCAGUUAGUGCCAUCCUCCAUGUAAAGCCAAGCAUCAUGAAGAGGAAUUCCUCCUUUAGGAAGCAUUACUCCUGUCAUCUGUGCAGGCGUCGAUUCACCCAGAGAAGCCUGCUGAGAGAGCAUCUCCUCCAACACACCCAUUCUCUGCAGCAGGUGCCGGCCGAGCCCAGCAACGCACUCUCACCUAUGAGCAGAGAACACACCAUGCUAGAGUUAGAGGGGGUCUUGAAGGGAAGCACAGCCACAGCAGUAGAGAUAAUCAGCGACAGCGAGCAGACGCCCGUUUCAGGCACCAACUCGGACUCUCCCCGAGCAGAGGUGUCCACGUCCAGCUGGGGUGUGGGAGGAUUAAACUCCCAGGCGGACACACCGCCUCCGUCAGACAUCGCGGACAUCGACAACCUGGAGAGCGCCGACUUGGACAGGGAGGUGAAGCGGCGGAAGUACGAGUGCUCCACCUGCGGGCGCAAGUUCAUUCAGAAGAGCCACUGGCGCGAGCACAUGUACAUCCACACGGGCAAGCCCUUCAAAUGCAGCGCUUGCGGCAAGAGCUUCUGCCGGGCCAACCAGGCGGCCCGCCACGUGUGCCUGAACCAGGGCGCCGACACCUACACCAUGGUGGACCGACAGAGCAUGGAGCUGUGCGCCGCCGGCGACGACAGCAGCCAGAUGGAGGCGAUGUUCUUGGACUCGUCGAAGCCUUACAAGUGUAACAUUUGUGCGACCACCUUCUCCAGUCCCAAUGAGGUGAUCAAACACUUGUGCUUCACUCAAGGGGGGUUAGUGGGGCUGCAGGGAAACACGGGCGCGGGGAUGCUGCUCCAGCGCGAUGAGCUUUCUAAAGACGACGGCUCUGAUUUGUCCAACUCUGGCACCCCACUGGAACCCAUAAAGACUGAGGAGAUCCUCGUAGAGUAGUGCCAAAACUGUGUAAUUGUCCUUUCUAACAUGUAUGUUUACUUUCUAAAUUAAGGUGAAGUUAGUCAGGGUAUGUAUGUUUGAGGUUCUCAAUCUACUAAAACUGUUUUAUUGGAGGUUUUUUUUUUGUGUGUUUUUGGACUUUUUUGGCCCAGCGUAUGACAGAAAGUGAAUUAAAUAGUAAUAGUAGCUCUCUGGAGUUCAGUCCAACAUCAUUAGAAAAGCAAAUAACAUUUAAAUCAAGGCUAAGUCGAAUGCCAAUGAGGGAGAUGAAGUUCCUUGUUUCAUCUCAUCAUUUUAUUGUUGGUGUACAUUGGUAUCUCACACAUUGGGCUGUACCACAUCGUUGCUUUUUUUUAACGUAACAGCUAAAGUUGUGGUAAGGCUGCACAGGCAGACUGAGUAGAGGAGGAAGAGGAAGCUGAGACAGUUCCGGAGGACACAGCGUGUCGUGAGAGAUGAUUUCGCUAGACUCGAAGAGGAGAAAGAGUAUUAACAAUCCCUCUGGAGCUGAACACAAGAGCUGUUUCUUCAUAAAUGAGAGGCUUAUUCUGCAGAUCAGGUAUAUAUUAUAAUUCCAGCUAAAAAGCACACAAUAUAUUCAGACCUGAGACAAUCUGUGCUCUUUUUGUUGAGUAGAUGCCCGAUAUGCAGGAAAGUACAUUUGUCUUCCAGUCUUGUUUUGGUUCAGCGGAAACUUGAAAUGUAAAGUAAUGUCCAUUAUUUGCAUCCUUCUAGUUGUUUUACUCUGUGUUUUGUUGUAUGUCAUUACACCUAAUUAAAGCACAACUGCUCUCCAUAA